Molecule: messenger RNA, 4247 nt
Organism: Truncatella angustata
Lineage: Eukaryota; Fungi; Ascomycota; Sordariomycetes; Amphisphaeriales; Sporocadaceae
Product: P-loop containing nucleoside triphosphate hydrolase protein
Exons: 1
Coding region: 236-3970 (1244 amino acids)
Biological process (GO): protein import into peroxisome matrix
Cellular component (GO): peroxisome; peroxisomal membrane; cytosol
Molecular function (GO): ATP hydrolysis activity; ATP binding
Source: RefSeq, a predicted model, not a curated record
AGCAUUUCCCAACAGGCGCCCCCCCCCUAAACUCGAGACGAGACGCACUGUCGGUAUCGGUGUCGGUGUCGGGUCAAAUCACUGCCUCGGCUGCGGCACAUGCUAAGCCCACUCUGGGGCUAAGCUCCUGCAGUCUGGGGAAAGCUCAUGAUCAGCCGGUCCAGGCGUUUGCGAAAUUGGGAUUGAUGCCCUCAUGAUUGUAGAUUUCCUGCGCUGUACUACCUCAUCAUAGCCAAUGAUGGCUCCUCGAAAGAAUGCCCAAUCCACUGCAGCCGAGAUCUCUCUCGUUCACCUCAAGAACUGUUUGGUGAACCUCCCCUCUUCACUGGUCUCCUUGCUUGUCAAUAUCAACACGCCGGCCCAAAAUGUUGUCGUCGAACUCAACUACAGAGCUGCCCCCGCCAACGGUUCGGCGCAAGCCAAUGGUGCCUCAUCCCAGCGUUCGAUUUACGUAGGAUGGACUGGCAUGCCCAGCAAGCGAAAGAUUGCUUCUCUUGUUGGUCGCGAUGGCAUCAAUGGAGCACGUGGCAGCAGUGGCAGAGACCAGGAAGUCGCUUCCGUCGAGAUAGACGCUACACUGGCCUCGACCAUAGGACUCAGCGAUGGUCAGAAGGUCAUGGCUAUCAUUCAUGUCGACCCCCCGCUUGCCCAUACAGUGAACAUCGAGCCUCUCACGCCUGAGGACUGGGAGAUCAUAGAACUCCAUGCGACUUUUCUGGAACUCAACAUGCUUUCGCAGAUACGCGCACUGCCAAAUCCAAACUACGCGCCUGGCCAAGGACUGUCGCCGUCGCCACACCCCCUGACGUUACAUUUAUCGCCAACUUCCACCGCCAAUGUCAAAGUGCUGUCGCUCGAACCUGCACCCACUGCAGAUGUCCCUUUCGUCAAAAUCGCCCCCGAUGCCGAGGUUAUUGUUGCGCCCAAGACACGAGCGAAACCGUCAAAAUCUGGUCGCGAAAGCCGUAGUGUCGGAGGCACCUCCAGAAGAAGUGGCAAGAGCUCAGCGAGUACAAUGAGAAGGAAGAGUGCUCGCGAAGAAAAGAAACCGGCACUGUUCCUCAGAGGUAUCGAGCGGAAACUUUGCGACGAAUGGUUUGACGACGAUAUCAGCAACGACCAGGACCUGAGUAUAUGGGUUGAUAGGGACUUGUUGUUGUCAAAAGACUUUAGAGGCGUCAACUAUGCUGCGGUUAACAUCCUCAAGCCCGCUGGUCUUCAGCCACCCGUGGAUCCGCAGAAACAGCAACAAGAGGCGGCUGUUACGGUGGAAUCUGUCAAAGCCAGCGAGAAAAUGAUCGUACAUCUGCGACCAUGGGAUGAUCCUCCUGAUAGCCAAAGUGUAGCUCUGUCCUCUGCUCUGUCUGCUUCUCUCGGGUGCACGGGCAUGGUGGGAGGCGUAGUCAAGGUUGAGCCUGCCCCUCAACCAACCUCGCGGAGCACUAUCCAGCAACUGAAGAUCUAUCCGUUUCAAUGUGCUAACGCGAAGAUCGCAGAAGGUCUCCGAUUUGGUGGAGAAUCUAAAGCCGAGAAAGAAGAGGCUGCCAAGAUGAUUACCCGCAUCUAUAAUGGUGCUAGCAGUAAAGGACUACUGACCGGACCUCUGACUGAUGGCAUGAUUCUUCCCGUACACGAAGGCAUUGAAGUACCACAAGGCUGGGAAGGCGGCAUCAUCAAGCUUGAUCCACCGAUAAUAAAUACCGGGUCAAAAGAACCGCUAAGCUGGUGCCUCGCAUCAGAAAAGCAGGUACCACUCGAUGUCCAGGCUCCUAUAGCCAGGCCGACAUGGUUGGAUGAGAGCGAACAGGAAGCUGGAGAACCUGAUUCUAGUUCAAUAUUGGUCGGCAUUGAUUCUCUCCUAGCCAACGUCAAGUCGCAUUUGUCACAUAUGUCUUCUGUGCUAUUGUCUGGCGCUUUAGGCUCCGGCAAAUCAUCCGUGGCAAAGUCCCUGGCUAAGACUUUACGGCGCGACUAUCUUUUCCACACGACCUAUUUCCCUUGCCGACGGCUUGUCAAUGAUGAGAGUAGGGUCUCUACUAUCAAACAGAGCCUUAGUCGAGUCUUCAUGAGAGCCAGUUGGGGCGCACGACUUGGUGGCAAAGCAAUUGUUAUUUUAGAUGAUCUCGAUAAGCUCUGCCCUACAGAAACUGAACUUCAAGUGGGCAACGACAACGGCAGAAGCCGGCAGAUCAGCGAGAUCAUCUGCUCAAUAGUACGUCAAUACUGCACGCGCGGUAGCAACGUUGUGCUUCUUGCAACCGCGCAAGGCAAGGAUUCCCUCAACAAUGUGAUCAUAGGGGGCCAUGUCGUGCGCGAGAUUGUAGACCUCAAAGCACCUGACAAAGAUGCUCGGAGGCGGGUAGUGGAGGCUGUGAUGGGCCAGUAUACCGUAUCUCCAAGUGCACCGCGCACAUACGAUACGGAUCAUAGUCGUCCAACGACGGCCGACGGAAGUGACAGCCGCGAGGAUAGCGGAACAUGGAUGGAUGGCGGCGGCAGUCAGACUAGCCGGAAGAAUUCAUUGACGAAGCAAAACACGGAAGGCUUUCUUCUUGACCCUGAGGUGGAUUUCCUCGAUAUUGCAGGCGAGACUGAUGGCUAUAUGCCUGGAGAUUUAAUCCUGUUAAUUUCAAGAGCCCGCAACGAAGCUUUGAUACGUUCUGUCAGCGAGAACCCGUCCAACAAAUCAUUCGACGUGGUCCAGCUCAGUCGUGUCGAUAUCGAUAAUGCUCUUAAGGGCUUUACCCCAGCCUCUCUUCGGAAUGUAACCCUUCAGUCGUCAACCACGACGUUUUCCUCGAUUGGUGGUCUCACGGAAACACGGCGUAUCCUCCUUGAGACACUCCAAUACCCUACGAAGUAUGCACCUAUCUUUGCGCAGUGUCCCCUGCGCCUACGUUCCGGUCUGCUCUUAUACGGCUACCCUGGAUGCGGAAAGACGCUUCUCGCAUCGGCUGUCGCUGGCGAAUGUGGUCUUAACUUCAUCAGUGUCAAGGGCCCCGAAAUCCUUAACAAGUACAUUGGUGCGUCCGAGAAAAGUGUUCGUGAUUUGUUCGAGCGAGCCAGCGCUGCCAAACCCUGUGUUCUUUUCUUCGAUGAAUUCGAUUCGAUCGCUCCGAAGCGUGGCCACGAUUCUACAGGUGUCACCGAUCGCGUAGUCAAUCAGCUUCUGACACAGAUGGACGGUGCAGAAGGACUAAGUGGUGUAUACGUUCUUGCUGCUACUUCGCGCCCCGACCUUAUUGAUCCAGCACUUCUGAGACCUGGCCGGUUGGACAAAAGCUUGCUGUGCGAUUUCCCCGACGCUGCCGAGCGCGUUGAUAUUCUUCAAGCACUUGCAUCCAAGGUGAAGUUGUCACAAGAAGUUUUGGGCUCCCAAGACGCACUGCGCGAAUUAGGUCGCAGGACCGAAGGGUUCACUGGUGCGGAUUUACAAGCUCUCAUUAGCAACGCACAACUCGAAGCAAUUCAUGAUGUCCUGAGCGACAUAGAUCUCCAGCCCUCAAGCAAAUCUAGACAGUCCGCCGCUCCAAAAACUGGUGACAUAACCAGACCACGGAACUUCGUCCAAUUCCGGUACGGUGCUGUAGAAGCAUUGGCUGAGGAACAAGAGCGAGCAGCCAAGGGUUACAAUAGAUCAUCUGAACUUGCUCAAAACGCUGCCAUUACCACAAAGUUGCAAGAGAUCAAGCUAGCGCGGAAAAGGGCGAAGCAAUCGCAAAAAGGUUUUGGUGGUUUGCCGAAUGGCAACUAUGAUGGCAAAAGAAACGAACCCAAAGAGAGCACUGGCGAGGUCGUUAUAGGCUGGAAACAUGUGAUCAAAGCACUGGAAGAAACAAGAGCUAGUAUCAGCUCCCAAGAGCGAAAUAGGCUCGCAAGAAUUUAUCACGAAUUCGUUGUAGGACGAAGUGGUGAGAUGCGCGACGGUCAAGGGAGCAUGGAAAUCGGUGGCCGGAGCAGCUUAAUGUAGUACCAAAUCAUAGAGACCCCAUAACGUCAUGCCAGGCAUCUGUGGUCAUCAUCACAAAAACACCAUGGACUUCCAGUGCUUGUCAUGAUCCCGUGUGAUUGAAACCUAACUGUUGAUUCGUGCGACUGUAUCUGGCAUCAGACUGUUAACUGUCACAUACGUUCUCAAGGGCUAUCUCAAACGUAUACACUCUGUUGGACCAGACUGUACCCUGUGUGAGCCCGCAAAGCCUACAUAUGUCUCAACUGUCUGACAGUUGUCUGUAACAAAGAUUUCU